GAACAAAUAUGCGAUUCACGAUGCGAAGAGCUUUGUAGUAAUUGCUCGCGCGAGCGAUAUGCACGAUUUCAAUGGCACAAUCGAAAGUCAGCAUAUUAUAUCGUUUACAAUAUAUACACACAUAUGACGUUCGCUUAUGGCACCGGAGCCGACAUACUAAAUAAUGUACGGGCAAAACCGAUGGUGUGUUGUGUGUAUUGUGUGAGCAGAGUGUUUGGUUUGAUUUUAGCCUUUUUCGGAGUUGAAAACACUUGGUUUGCCACGAAUUCGAUCAGUCAUACGCCAUCAACUGAGUGAACGACACUCCGUUGUGAAAGACAAAAGUUACGUUGUCUGUUUUGACCGCGCGCGCGAUUGCUGCUGGCUACAAUUGAUUUUUCGUGCAUUAAACUGUAAUUACAUCACAUGAACUACUUCUCGGAGGCUUUUGUAUCGAGUAUUUAAAAGAGAAUAUACAUAAUCAUAUGGAAAGGUGCAUCAUUGAAGUCUGAAAAGUCACACGUGUCUGAGUGUUUUGUAAUUAUUUUCUGGGUGGAAAUUCGCGCCAACAAAUUUUUGGUCAUAACUUGAGUUAAAAUCUUGAAGAGCACAUCGUCAAGUACACAACAACUAUAAUCACAACAACAACCACAACAACAUAUUUAUAUCAACAAACAAAGAAGAAAGACAAAGAGCAGGCUAAGCGGUUUGGCAUAGAGAUAAAAAACAGCGAGAAAGAGAGAAAGAAAAACUGUCGAAAAUGCUGAAAUCAGUGAAAAAUAAGCGACGAUUAUGGCUUGGUAUUCGGUCGGCACGAGCUCAUACGGAUAAAGUAAACAUCAUGUUUUUUCAUGGUAAAACAUUCAAUGAACAUACCGUAUAUCCAAUGCACGAAUCUCAUGCGAUAAUGGCCGAUCCAAAAUUUGAUCACAACAAAAAGACAGUUUUAUAUAUUCAUGGCUAUGUCGAAGAUCCAUCACACCAAAGCAUUCAUGUGACAGUCGAUGCAUAUUUAACGCGAGACGAUUACAAUUGUUUGGUAUUGGAUUGGUCGGUGUUGGCUGAUGGAAACUUUUUCGUUGAUGCAGUACCGAAUAUUAAGCAGUUGGGACCAAAGAUGGCUGAAGUAAUAUUGGAUUGGUUUGAUGAAGGUUUGAAUGUAGAUACCUUUCAUAUAGUCGGGCAUUCAUUGGGUGGACAAAUGUCUGGUGUGAUUGGUCGCAGUGUGUUUAAGAAAUCACGAGGUGAAACACAAAUCGCUCGCAUAUCAGCACUUGAUCCGGCAUUUCCGACAUUUUACCCAUCGCUUGGCACACCGGCUGUGAAUAAAAAUGACGCAAAAUUUGUAGAUAUUAUCCACACAGAUGCAUGGCUUUAUGGAAUACCAAUCAGUACAGGACAUGCUGAUUUCUGGCCAAACAGUGGAAAAACACUGCAACCGGGUUGUCCGAAACGAGGAAUGCUUUUGACAUUGUCAGAUGUUGGUAAGAAAAUAAAUGAUUUGUGCAGUCAUCGGCGAUCUUGGUGGUUUUGGGCCGAAAGUGUUGCAUCUUCAGAGAAAUCGGCUUUUCAUGCAGCCAAAGCAAAAAGUUGGGAUGAUUUUAAGAAGGGACGCAUCGACGAGUCCAGCGUUACACACAUGGGCAAUGAUUGCUCAACUAGCGCUCGCGGCGACUAUUACUUACAAACGAAUGGUUUACGGCCGUUUUCAAGAGGCGCAGACGGAUUAAACUAUACGAAAGUCAAAUAUGAUAUAAAUCGUACAUUCGUAGGCGAUAAGACCAUUCGAAAAAAAGCUAGUUGAAUGCAUGUAGUUACGUCACAAAAUCAUCGUGUGUGUGGAAUGAUAUUUGCCUUUUUUGAACAUAAAUGAAUGGGAAUCAGAAUCGAUUGGGAAUGCCUGUAUAUUUAUGAACAAUGAAAUGAUUUGAAAUCACUAAUUUAUAUAAUCAUAAAACAAAAAAAAAAAUGUCAUGUUAUUUUUUAAAACAAAAAUUUUACUACUUGUUUAAUAAAGAAAAUCUCUUUUUUUCUCGUUUUUAUAUACACUUUACAUUUGAUCGCACAAGUGAUCUGUUACCUUAUUUUCAUAUUGUUAAUAAAAUUUUCAAUACAUAUAUGUAUAAAACAAA
Contarinia nasturtii (swede midge) is the source of this 2111-nucleotide messenger RNA. Its product is annotated as lipase member H-A-like. The record is from RefSeq and is a predicted model, not a curated record. Bases 740 to 1783 code for a protein of 347 amino acids. Gene Ontology annotation, molecular function: lipase activity. The transcript has 9 exons. Lineage: Eukaryota; Metazoa; Arthropoda; Insecta; Diptera; Cecidomyiidae.